GCUAAGAAGAGAAAAAAAGAAUGGCGGAAUUCCUGUGGACUUUUGGUGUGCAGGAAGUGUUGAAGAAGACGGUGAAAUUUGCAGCAGAGCAAAUUGGGCUGGCAUGGGGCUUCAACGAAGAGCUAAUAAAGCUGAGGGACUCUCUACUCAUGGUGGAAGCUAUUGUACACGAUGUUGACAGAAUCAAAUCACAGUAUCCUGGCGUGAAGCCAUGGCUGGAGAAGCUUCAAGAUAUCGUUUUCGAAGCCGAUGUUCUACUCGAGGAUCUCGCUUAUGAACAUCUUCGACGCAACGUGGAAACCAGCAAAAAGGCGAUGGUAAGUAGUUUCGCUUCAUCUUCCAAAAAUCCUCUUGUUUUUCGUCUCAAAAUGGCCAAUAAAACUAAGGCCAUCGCCAAAAAAUUACACGACCAUUAUUGUUUGGGGAGCGUCGUGGGGCUUGUUGCUAUUACAUCUAAACAAACUGAAACUGAAUCUGAACCAUCUGAUCAUCUAAGCCAGAUGCUAGAGACAGACUCCUUUCUUGAUGAUAUUGGAGUUAUUGGAAGGGAAACAGAAGUUUCUGAGAUAGUGAAUGAGUUGAUUGAGCUGAGCAAUCGGGAAGAAGCUAUGUCUGUUCUACCCAUUGUUGGAAUGGGUGGAUUGGGGAAAACGUUUCUCGCCAAGGCAAUCAUGAAUCAUGAAAAGAUAAUGGAGAAUUUCGAUACAACGAUAUGGGUAUCUGUAUCUGAACCUUUUGUUGUCAAGAAGAUCUUAAAAGUAAUCUUGGAAACCCUUGAUGCUAAUUUUAGUGGUGUGGACAGUAAGGAAGUCUUGCUUAAAGAGCUCCAAAAGUUGUUGCAUGACAAGAAAUAUAUUCUAGUGCUAGACGAUGUUUGGAAUGAGAAUCCUAACUUAUGGAACGAGUUGAAGACUUGUUUGCUCAAGAUCACUCCAAAAUUUGGAUGUGCAGUUGUAGUGACUACAAGGAUGUGCAGUUGUAGUGACUACAAGGAUGAUGAAGUUGCAGAAAUUAUGGAAACGUGUGGCAGGCAUCAUCUGAAAAAAUUAUCAAAUGAUCAUUGUCGGUCUUUGUUUAAAAAAUGUGCGUUUGGAAAUGAGUUGCUGAUAUUUCCCCAAUUGGAUGUUAUUUGGGAAGAACUCGCUAAGAAAUUUGGUGGUAUACCAUUGGUUGUAAAAGUUUUUGGAGGGAUGGUGAAAUUGGACAAGAAUAAUAAUCACAAGGGACUAAAGUCGACUUUGGAAAAUUUGAUGAGAAUUCCAUUGCCGGAUGAAAAAAUGGUUUUGUCCACCAUAAAAUUAAGUGUAGAUCGCCUACCAUCAUCUUCAUUAAAACAAUGUUUUACCUACUGUUCAAAUUUUCCACGAGACUUCUACUUUAAAAAAGAAGAACUUAUUCAAAUGUGGAUAGCACAGAGGUUUAUUCCACUGCCCGAGGAAAGCCAUGUAACAAUGGAGAAUAUUGGAGACAAGUACUUCAACAUGUUGUUAUCUCGUUCCCUGUUUCAAGAUGUUAUCAAGGAUGAUAGAGGAAGAGUUAUAGGUUGUAAGAUGCACGACCUUGUACAUGACGUUGCAUGUUCCAUUUCAAAUUAUCAAGAAUUUAAAUGGGAUGAUUUAAAGGAUAAAAAACCUCAGAGUGACAAAGUUCUUGAAAUUGAUCAUGGAACUAGAAAGUUGCGAGUGUUAACAAUUGAUUGUCAUUAUAAGUUUGCCUACAAUAUCAAAUCCUUCAUUUACUUGCGUGUUCUAAUUGCAAGUUCCUAUUACAUGACUAAAGUACCCGAUUCAAUUGCUAAAUUGAAGCAUUUGAGGUAUUUUGACAUUUCAGAAACUUCAAUAUGUGAGCUCCCAGAAUCCAUUAGCUUACUUUAUAAUUUGCAAACAUUGAAGCUGGGAAAGGUUAAAGAUCUUCCAAAAGAAUUGGGCAAAUUGACUAGUUUAAGACAUUUAGAAUUUUCUUUCCAUUCUUAUAAUCCUUUUCAAUUCCCUCCAAAUUUUGGUCAAUUGAUUCAGCUUCAAACAUUGACUAGAUUUAUUGUUGGGUUUGACAAGGGACAUAAGAUAGAAGAGCUCGGACCUUUGAAAAACCUGAAAGGUAAAAUAAGUCUUUUACACCUUGAGCGAGUCGAAAGUAAAAAAGAAGCGAUGGCUGCAAACUUAGUGGAAAAGGAUAACAUAUCUGAUCUAUAUUUUGAAUGGAAUUGGGGAGAAGAAAGAGAAGCUGGUAAGAAUUACAAUGAUGAUUUGGAUGUGUUAGAAGGGCUGCAACCACACAAAAAUCUUCAAACCUUAGGAAUUCGUAAGUUUCCUGGCAAAAUUAUGCCGAAUGCUAUUUUUAUUGAAAAUUUGGUUGAGAUAUAUCUGCAUGGCUGCAAAAGAUGUGAAACCUUACCAAUGUUGGGGCAGUUAUCAAAGCUCGAGGUUCUUGAAAUUUGUGGGUUAAUUAGCAUAACAAGUAUCGGAGAUGAAUUCUAUGGCGACUACAGGACGACAUGUUUCUUCCCCAAACUAAGAACAUUUGAAAUCCAAGAAAUGGACACUCUACGGCAUUGGGAAGAAAUAGGAGGUGGUAAUGGGAUAUCAAAGUCAAACAAUUUUACAAGUUUUCCUGUGCUUGAAAGCUUGUGCAUUCUUUGUUGUCCAGAAAUGAAGAACACUCCCAACAUUAUUCAAGCUUCACCAAAGCUUCGAUCUCUAGUGAUUUGGGAAUGUGGAGAAUUAACAAAUCUGCCAAAGGGGAUAGAGUUUUGCAGCUCCCUGGAGAACAUGUGCAUAUACCGCUGUGGCAAUGUAAAAUUCCCAUUAAAUGAUCUGCAAAAUAUGCACAGGUUGUGUUUCUUGGGGAUGUCAGAGUUUUCUGAGUUGCCAAAGGGGCUGGCCACCAUCCCCAACUUGAAAAUCUUGAGCGUUCAUAAGGAGCUGCAGAGUUAUGAUUGGAGUCCUGUGGUGCAGCUGGAUUCGCUCCAACAUCUGUUCUUCGAUCUUGAUACACAGCUUGGUUGGCAAGUUGAGCAGUUCCUAAUAUGGUCUUCCACUACUACUUGGAAUUCUGAUACUAAUGGAAGUACUGUUCGAACUCGAAAAUUUGCUGCCUUGUUGUUUAAAGAAACAGUGUUCAGAUAUUUGAUGCCAGUUUCAAAUCUCGCCACCUUGAAGAGUUUGCCAGUUUGUGAGUGUUCGCAGAUUCAACUCGACCACAGAGGUCACUUCGAGCGCGUCAAAGUUUCCCAUCUACCUUGCAGUAACUGUUCCACUCCUCUACUCCAUAUAUCUUAAUUUAUUGGGUAAGCGAAGAAGCACGAACAUGGACACAACAUGUAUCUGUGUCCGACACAUGUCCAGAACGUGUUCAACAUUAAUACUUGUAAAAACAAAGUGCCUGAUAAAAAUGUACCCUUGGUUUUUUUAUUUUGUUUUUAGACCACGAUUUAGUUCUUAUAAAUGUUACAC
Molecule: messenger RNA, 3452 nt
Organism: Momordica charantia (bitter melon)
Lineage: Eukaryota; Viridiplantae; Streptophyta; Magnoliopsida; Cucurbitales; Cucurbitaceae
Source: RefSeq, a predicted model, not a curated record